AUGGUCCCGCUCAGUCUCUUCGGCAUGAUGGCCGCAACACUCGCUCUCAUCAUAAGAUUAGGCUCGGCUUUGCCUAUUCCAGACCCGAUAUUACCAAAAAUCACAAUCAGACAUGACUUUCCACUACAGGCGCCCCGCGAGACUGGUGCGGCCGCCGACGUACAUGUCGCGAGAGAAACCGGGACGCACGGCAAACGAUGGCAAUAUUCGCUAUCAGACGACAUCAGGAUAGCACCCACCUCGACUCACACCAUGCUGAUGCCAACUCGAUACAUUCAAUCCCAGCGACUCCAGAGGGGGGCUAAAGAGCACCGUCCCCGGCCGAGGUUCUACCCUUUUGACACGGGUAAUGUGACGAACGCCAACGACCCUCAAAUAACGCAAGUUCUAUCUCCGUCUCCUGGGCCGGGGAAUGGGACCAACGGUAUUGAUUUGAGCUCUCCGAGCUCGCAAAACUCGUCCUCCGUUGAAUCUAGCGACAUGCAGGCAUCGACGGUCAUCGGGACCGCCACGGCCCUGUCAAGCGCCACAUUCGUCUCUGACAUUGUCACCGACUCCUCACCGCCCGUCCUUUCAGCAGACUCGACACUGACGGCAGCUGCAUGGGUGCGGACGCUUCCGCCGACCACAGCGCUAUCCACGCCCGCCCCUCCUGUGCCCGAGCCUCAACCAAAUCUGGUCACGCAAUCGUGGUAUUCCGGAACGACCAGUCCGUCUGCGGCUGAAACUUCAUCUCCCGGCAAGAGUGGAAACGCAGAUUGCCCAUUCCAGUCCGGCACACCCCCGACGCCGUCGGAUGCGGACAUGACACCCGAUCCGAGCUUCCCAGUUAUCGUGACCAUCUUUCCCAUCACGACGACUACUUCUGCUGUGGUGGUGUGA
This is a messenger RNA of Fonsecaea erecta, 882 nucleotides long. RefSeq lists its product as hypothetical. The record is from RefSeq and is a predicted model, not a curated record. NCBI's taxonomy places the organism in Eukaryota, Fungi, Ascomycota, Eurotiomycetes, Chaetothyriales, Herpotrichiellaceae. Bases 1 to 882 code for a protein of 293 amino acids. The transcript has a single exon.